Messenger RNA from Leucoraja erinaceus (little skate), 3463 nucleotides. RefSeq names its product integrin, alpha 5 (fibronectin receptor, alpha polypeptide) (gene itga5). The record is from RefSeq and is a predicted model, not a curated record. Gene Ontology annotation, cellular component: integrin complex; external side of plasma membrane. Gene Ontology annotation, biological process: integrin-mediated signaling pathway; cell adhesion mediated by integrin; cell-matrix adhesion. Gene Ontology annotation, molecular function: integrin binding. NCBI's taxonomy places the organism in Eukaryota, Metazoa, Chordata, Chondrichthyes, Rajiformes, Rajidae.
AUGGGUUCUAACAUUGUUGGUUGUUGUAUUUGCAGGCCGUAUGUUCUUAUCGGAGCUCCCAAGGCCAAUACGAGCCAGCCAAACGUAACGGAGAGCGGCGCAGUUUACUCGUGCGCCUGGGGACAGAACGACACCGAAUGCCAGCAGGUUCCUUUCGAUCUAACAGGUAACCGGUUAUAUAACGAGACUGAAGCCAUGGAGCUGAAAUCGAACCAGUGGUUCGGCGCGACAAUCCGAUCCCACAACCACACGAUCCUGGCCUGCGCCCCUCGCUACACGUGGAGAGAGAACAUGGAGAACAACGAGCUGGUGGGGACCUGCUACCUGUCCAUGGGCAACUUCAGCCACGUGGUGGAGUACGCGCCAUGUCGAACGAAUUGGCAUUCUCCCUCAGGCCAUGGCUUCUGCCAGGCUGGCUUCAGCGCGGACCUGACAGAGAGUGGUCGCGUGGUGCUUGGUGGGCCUGGCAGUUUCUACUGGCAAGGCCAGUUGGUUUCUGCGUUUGUCAAGGACAUUGUUCAGCCGAGUGAAGAGUUCAACUUCAUCCAGUACACCACGGGGGAGGUCCACACGCCAGUGUCGCCCGGCUCCCUGGACGACAGCUACAUGGGUUACUCUCUGGCCGUGGGGGAGUUCAGUGGCGAUUCCAUUGAAGACUAUGUGACGGGAGUGCCUCGCGGGACUGAAUCAGUCGGAUACGUGACCAUUUUAAAUGGAACUAAUAUGAAGGCCUUGUAUAACUUCUCUGGUGACCAGAUGGCCUCCUACUUUGGAUACACAGUGGCAGUGACGGACAUCAACAGCGACGGGUAUGUAGCAGCUCUACCCGCUGCGCCUCUGUGUCUCGGGAGGCAUCUCGGACGUGCAGGCAGGCUGCAGGAGGUCCAUAGUGGCAGAGUCUACGUACUACCUUCAGACCAGGGGGCUGAAGGGCCUGGUCCAGUGUAUCAACGUCACGCAAAACUGUACCUGACCGGCAGCCACGUGUACACGUACGGACGCUAUUGGAACACCGUCGCUGUGACAACACGAUUACUGGAUCAAGACGGCUACAAUGACGUGGCAGUGGGGGCACCGUAUGCUGGCGACCUGCACCAGGGCCUGGUCUACAUCUACAACGGGCGACCCGAGGGGCUGAACAGUACCCCGUCCCAAAUCCUGACUGGACAGUGGGCAGCCAGUGCCAAGAUGCCCGCCAGCUUUGGCUUUGCAGUGCGCGGGGCAACAGACCUCGACAUGAACGGAUACCCAGAUGUCGUUGUGGGUGCGUUUGGCGUGGAUCGUGCUGUGGUUUACAGGGCCAGGCCUAUUGUGCGGGCAAGCGCCACGCUGAAGGUGACCCCCUCGGUCUUCAACCCUGAAGAAAGGGGCUGCACGGUGAACAACACUGACGUUGCGUGCAUCAAUGUCAGCUUCUGCCUGAGCGCUGCCGGGAACCACGUGCCGGACUCCAUCGGUUUCAAGGUGGAGAUACACCUGGACAAACUGAAGCAGAAGGGUGCAAUUAAGCGCAUGCUAUUCCUGCACUCUCAGGAGCCUUUGUAUCAGGAUAACGUCACCAUUACGAAUGGGCAAGGAGGGUUAUGUCGAGAGCUGAAGAUCUAUCUCCUCGAGGAGCAGAAGUUUCGUGACAAACUGUCGCUGAUCCACAUUGCGUUGAACUUCAGCUUGGACCCCGGCAGCCCCAGUGACGACCACGGCCUGCAGCCCAUGCUCAGCUACUCCACCAGCGACUACCUGGUGCAGAAGGCCCAGAUCCAGCUCGACUGUGGAGAUGACAACAUCUGUGUCCCAGACCUACACCUCACUGUUCAAGGGGAUCGCAACACGGUGUACCUGGGCGACGAGAACCGCCUGGCGCUGAACUUCGAGGCGAAGAACCAGGGCGAGGGCGGGGCGUACGAGGCAGAGCUGUACGUCUUCCUUCCCCCGGAGGCCCACUUCAGCGGGAUCGUGCGGGACGAGGGCCUGGCAAUGCUGAGCUGUACCUGUGACAACCAAACCGUGGUCUGCAUCCUGGGCAACCCCAUGAAGCCGGGCACCAACCUAUCCGGCGGCCUCCGCUUCACGGCCCACCAACUGCGCGAUGACAAGAAGUUCAUUGAGUUUGAGCUCCAGAUACGCAGCAAGAACCUGAACAACUCAAGGAGCGAGGUUGUCCCCUACAGGCUGAACAUGGAGGUCCGGGCGCAAGUCAGCAUUCGCGGGGUGUCUAUCCAGGACAAGAUCCUCUUCCCCAUCCCAAACUGGAAGCCCAGCCGGAAGCCGCUGAGUGAAAUGGACAUCGGGCCGUCGGUCAAGCACGUGUUUGAGCUCUCCAACAUGGGCCCCAGCUCCAUCAGCUCCAGCGUGCUGCAGGUCAGCUGCCCCGUCGCGCUGCAGACCGACGGCCUGCUCUACAUCACCGGCUACGAGAGCACGGGGGCCCUGCUCAACUGCUCCGCCAGCUCGCCGCUCAACCCGCUGCAGCUCAAGCUGCACAGUCCCCCGGGAGAGCCAGCGCUGGUGCUGAGCGCCGCUACGCAGAGGCUGCAGCGCUCCGCGGGCCAUCGAGAUGCUGCAUGGGACGAACUGAAGGAGCCCGAGAACCUGAACUGCCAGCAGGUGGAGUGUCUGAACCUGGUGUGUACCGUGGGCCUGGUGCCGCAAGGGGGCAACGUGGUACUGAUGGUCCGCUCUCGUGUGUGGGCACGCACCUUCCUACAGUGGGAAAACCGCCCGUACACGCUGCACUGUAAUGCAUCGUUCCAGGUGCAUUCCAUGCCGUAUCGCAUCCUCCCCGCCGACUAUCCCAGAGGCUCCAUCCAGGUGUCGACCUCGGUGGUGUGGGCCAAGUCGGAGAGCUCGUCUGCUGCUCCUCUCUGGAUCAUCAUCCUGGCCGUGCUCAUCGGCCUGCUCCUGCUCGCUCUUCUCAUCUUCAUCUUGUACAAACUCGACUUCUUCAAGCGGUCCAAGUUGCCGUACGGGACGGCCAUGGAGAAGGCCCAGCUGAAACCACAGGCCGCGUCAGAGGCGUAGCGCCGGGCCUGGCGUUGGCGGGACACUAGACGCGGGUAGAGGUGCCAGGCCGGCACUCCCGCUGCACUGCUCCAUCUCAGAACCGGGGGGGGGGGGGGGGGGAGGGGCGCGGCACCCGGCGCUCCGGCUCCUCCGUGCUCCAGUGCAGCGACGGAGCGGGCCGGGAAGCUGCGGGGGGGGGGGUGCACGGGGGCAGCGGCCGGGCUUCUGCAAGACAAACGUUAUUUAAGGAAAUUUAUUCAGAAGCACUGAUUGUGACUAUUUUAAUGUUAUAUUUUUAACUGUUGGUUGGUUCGAGCUCCGUCUGUGCCGACAUCGAGACGCCAUCGGUCUGGGUGUACAGUUUUACAAACUUCACGAGAGUGCAAUAUAUUUUAUAUUUUCCGGUGAUCUACAGAAACCAGCGUUGGUCGGGGGUCGAAUCUUGGAGGGGAGGGUCAACUGG